Molecule: messenger RNA, 636 nt
Organism: Enterobius vermicularis (human pinworm)
Lineage: Eukaryota; Metazoa; Nematoda; Chromadorea; Rhabditida; Oxyuridae
Source: the annotation of a GenBank genome assembly
AUGGUACGCGAUUGGCCAUCUACAAAUCUUCCAAAAACCAUCCAUCCAGAAGAGCAUAAAAAAAAAAAGGCUGAUGCUUAUGUUCAGAAGCCAGAUAUUGAAAUUGAAUGUUUGUUUAAUGAAGUUAAUCUGGACUUCAGUAAACACCAAAGUGACUCGGGAAAUGAAUUUGGAAAUGAAUUGGCGGAAUCAGGUUGGACCAAAGCGGCAAUAAACGCCUGGAAAAUAGCAGCAAUAAGUGGCUCACCUGAGGCUUACUAUAAUUUGGCAAUGUGCUAUGCACAUGGGGAUUAUGCAAUAAAACUAUGGGAACGAGCAUCUUUACUUGGCCAUUCUCUUUCCACUUACCAAUUAGCAGUUUGUCACAUCAACGGUUAUGGCAACGAGAAAAAAUGCGUUGAUUUGGGACUUCAAUUGAUGAAGUUAUCUGCAAUUACGGGGUGUGCUGAGGCGCAGUUUUAUCUAGCAUCUCAAAAUUUGUUGAACGGAAGUCUUAAAGAAGGUGAAAGUUAUCUUCUGAGGGCUGUACGUAAACAAGAAUUUUAUGACAAAGCAAAAGAGUGGUUAAAUGUUGAAUCUACACCUGCUAAUGUCAAAGCAGUACUCCAGUCAGUGAUCCAAAAGUCUGGAAUGUAA